AUGUCUCUUGCGCCCUUCAAAGUCUUGCUCUUCGAUUGUUAUGGAGACUGGGAGACAGGGAUGCUAGAGAAUCUUAAAUCUCUCCUCGAUCAACCUUCCGCACCGAGCAGAGAUAGAUUAUUUGAAGUGCUAGGUCCUAUCGAGAAUAGGAUCCAGGAUGAGCAGCCCACGAUGCUCUAUUCGGAAUUACUCGCAAAGGUGUAUAUCGAGACUGCUGAAAAACUGAAUCUUAAAUCUGAUGAAGGUCAAGCUAAAGCAUUUGGCAACUCUAUUCCUUCGUGGCCCGCUUUUCCAGAUUCGGCAGAUGCGCUGAAGAAGCUUUCGGAUGCGGGGUUGAAGUUGGUCAUUCUGUCCAAUGUCGAUAAUAAGAGUUUUGAUGGAUCGAAAAAAAAGUUGGAGAAAGGAUUUGCCUUCGAUGCUAUCUACACCGCUGAGAAGAUCGGAUCAUACAAACCCUCGUUGCGGAAUUUCGAAUACGCCAUAGAGAACAUCAAGAAAGAUUUCGGAUUGGAAAAAGAAGAUAUCCUGAUAGUUGCUAAUUCCAAAUAUCAUGAUGUUCAACCUGGUCACAAGAAAGGUAUCAAAUCAGCUUGGAUAGAUCGAGAGAGAGCUUUCAUGGGCGUAUCAGCUUAUAAGGAUGUUAUACCUGAUUAUCAAUUUCAAAGUAUGAUGGAAUUUGCAAAUGCCAUCAUCAAGGAUAAAUCCUAG
Molecule: messenger RNA, 708 nt
Organism: Kwoniella botswanensis
Lineage: Eukaryota; Fungi; Basidiomycota; Tremellomycetes; Tremellales; Cryptococcaceae
Product: haloacid dehalogenase, type II
Exons: 8
Coding region: 1-708 (235 amino acids)
Source: RefSeq, a predicted model, not a curated record